CCUCCUGUCGCCCACCAUGGCGCUGCUGCACUCCAGCCGCGUCCUCUCCGGGGUGGCCGCCGCCUUCCACCCAGGCCUUGCCGCUGCAGCCUCUGCCAGAGCCAGCUCCUGGUGGACCCAUGUGGAAAUGGGACCCCCAGAUCCCAUCCUGGGAGUCACCGAAGCCUACAAGAGAGACACCAACAGCAAAAAGAUGAACCUGGGUGUUGGUGCCUACCGCGAUGACAACGGAAAGCCCUAUGUGCUCCCUAGUGUGAGGAAGGCAGAGGCCCAGAUUGCUGCAAAAAAUGUGGACAAGGAAUACCUCCCGAUUGGAGGCCUGGCUGAGUUUUGCAAGGCGUCUGCAGAGCUAGCCCUGGGUGAGGGCAGCGAGGUGUUGAAAAGCGGCCGGUUUGUCACUGUGCAGACCAUUUCUGGGACCGGGGCCUUAAGGAUCGGAGCCAGCUUUCUGCAAAGAUUUUUUAAGUUCAGCCGAGAUGUCUACCUGCCCAAACCGUCCUGGGGAAAUCACACACCUAUCUUCAGGGACGCCGGCAUGCAGCUACAAGGUUAUCGUUACUAUGACCCCAAGACUUGCGGUUUUGACUUCACUGGUGCCACAGAGGACAUUUCAAAAAUACCAGAGCAAAGCGUUAUUCUCCUGCAUGCCUGCGCCCACAAUCCCACGGGAGUGGACCCUCGCCAAGAGCAGUGGAAGGAAAUCGCAUCAAUAGUGAAGAAAAAGAAUCUCUUUGCGUUCUUUGACAUGGCCUACCAAGGCUUCGCCAGCGGUGAUGGUGACAGGGAUGCCUGGGCCGUGCGCCACUUCAUUGAACAGGGUAUCAAUGUGUGCCUGUGCCAGUCAUACGCCAAGAACAUGGGCUUGUAUGGCUGCAGGAGGUGAAAGGCAUGGCCGACCGUAUCAUUAGCAUGCGCACCCAGCUGGUCUCCAACCUCAAGAAGGAAGGCUCGUCCCACAGCUGGCAGCACAUCACCGACCAGAUUGGGAUGUUCUGUUUCACAGGCCUGAAGCCCGAGCAGGUAGAACGGCUGACCAAGGAGUUCUCGAUCUACAUGACAAAGGACGGCCGCAUCUCUGUGGCAGGGGUCACCUCUGGCAACGUGGGCUAUCUUGCCCAUGCCAUUCAUCAGGUGACCAAGUAAUCUCCGGAUGCAAGGAACAGAGACAACCUUUCUGUGUUCAGCCUCUGCUGUUGCGAGAGUCACAUGCAGGAUGAGGGAGGGUGGGUGGUGGUGAGUGGGUCGUUUCUUUCAACCACAGUGCGUAACACUUAGCAGUUAAAUGUGUUUCUCAGAAGAGAACAUGUAGUGAGAUAGGGCAGAGGCAUGGUGGCCGGUCUGGAAGUUUGUGGCUGUAAACCAAACUCUCCCCCAUUCUUUUGUGUUCAACUUUUCUAAAAGAGUUUACACAUGCGAGAAAGUCACAGCACCAAAAAACCUGUAUUCAGGACAUUGCAAUAUUUCCGAAGCUUUAACUGAAGCAUCAUGUGGUUUUAGGGUUUCCUGUGGGGACCCAGCAUGAGACACAGCUCAUAUUAGAAGCCGUGAGAGACAUGACCUAGUCAGUCAUUAAGCCAUUUACUCACAUUUGUCCUCCACGGUGGGGCAACCUGAUCAACAGACCAAAUGCAGAAUUACGCUUUACAAAAACCAAUGAGUGUUUUUCCCCUGUAGCAAGAAAAGUAACAGAUGCUGUUUCCUGUCUUAUUUAAGAAAAGGAGAAGGCUCUCCUCUUUCAUCAUUGCUAUACUUUUCUGUAGUCAUGAAGACCUAUUAUAUCUAGCCAGAUUUUCACCCCAUUCUCCCGCUUGAGUGACCAUCAACCCCGUCGUAUCAGGAUUUAUUUAAGAAUGAAGAACUAGUUCUCUGCUCAUGCCAUUCCUCCUCCUGUCUUAGCGAAGAAUAGUAGAGAGUAGGUAACUGCACGUCACUGCAGUGUCUGCCUCCGUGUUGUGUGACUGUCCCCGCUGGGAUGUCGCCUCUGCCAGCUGGAGCGCUCCUUCCCCCGUGUGGCUGCACCGCCGCUCAUCUCUCUGGCAGCUGGGCGGUGCGGGGUGGCAUCAGGAGAGGAGAUGUGCUUCACCCUUCGGAAAGAGAACCACCACCUGCUCUGAUCAUGUGGGCUUACUGCAGCCUGGUUUCUCUGUUACAAUAAAAUGGUGGUCGACCCAA
Messenger RNA from Chinchilla lanigera (long-tailed chinchilla), 2172 nucleotides. RefSeq names its product glutamic-oxaloacetic transaminase 2, mitochondrial (gene Got2). Gene Ontology annotation, molecular function: L-aspartate:2-oxoglutarate transaminase activity; pyridoxal phosphate binding. Gene Ontology annotation, cellular component: mitochondrion. The record is from RefSeq and is a predicted model, not a curated record. Gene Ontology annotation, biological process: L-aspartate catabolic process; biosynthetic process. Lineage: Eukaryota; Metazoa; Chordata; Mammalia; Rodentia; Chinchillidae.